Molecule: messenger RNA, 1203 nt
Organism: Lactuca saligna
Lineage: Eukaryota; Viridiplantae; Streptophyta; Magnoliopsida; Asterales; Asteraceae
Source: the annotation of a GenBank genome assembly
AUGCUACUUCCAGUCGACUCCUCCUUGAACGAACCCAUGUUCACCAUUGGCGCCUCAACUCUCUCUCCACCACCACCGAUCUCCCUGCAUCACUCCACCGACCACAACGUCGACCGUCACCGACCAGAACGUCGGACUUCAGGCUGCGCUUCCUCUCGGCUGUCGGACAUGGGGCAUCCGAAGGCUGCUUCAUUGAGAAAAAUUCCAUUGCCUUUUCCAGAUCUUUUUGCACAUCUUUUUGAUGGUAAUAGUGCCACUGGUAAUUUUAGGAGCUACUCAACCCAGUCAUCAUCAGUAGCUGGAGCAUCCUCUUGUCGUGUUCCACCACUUCAGAUUACCGCCACCCCUUUUCAUGCAAUAGAUGAUGAUGGUGAUGACACUUCCCAUUGUGGGCCACUACCUUUUUCUGCUUCACCUUCAGCUGCUUCACCUUCUGCUGCUUCACCUUAUACUACUUCACCAUCUAGUAACCCCAACAAAAGGGCUAAACCCUCAACUCCUAUACCUCCUAGUGCCUCACCGUCUGCUUCUUCACCUGAUGGAACUUCUAUUACUGCUGACGAUUUAGCAUUUGAAAUGAAAAAAGCUCUACAAAGUUUGACUAAAAGGUAUACAAUUCCUCAAUGUUUAGAGAAGUUAGAGGUGCUUCAAUUAGGCCCUACAGAUCCUUUACACUUUGUUGCAUAUCAUAUUUUUGCAGGGACCAUGAACAUGAGAGAGAUGUGGAUGCAUUUGCCUGAUAUUCCCGAGAUAUUACGAGGAUGGCUUGAGAUGACGGGUACAAGUUUAAGAGUCUUGAAGGAUGGGAAGAUUGUCGGAUGAUUUUUCUAGUGUUGAAACUAUUUGUUAGGUCUUAUUUGCUUUUGUUGGAACUAUUUUUUGUUAUUUUGCUACUUGGAAUAUGGUUUAUCUAAUGUUUUGAUGGUACUUGUAAUAUGGUUUAUGUAAUUUUUAUUUGCUACUUGAAAUAUAGUUUAUGUAAAUUUUUUUUGCUACUUGAAAUAGGGUUUUUGUAAUGUUUAUUUGCUACUUGAAAUAUGAUUAAUGUAAUGUUUUUUUAAGUUCUACUUUGUUUAUUUUAGGUUUAUAAUGGAUCACAAUCAAAAGUUACUUCUCGUCAUUCUUAUGUACCUGUACAUCCGUUAUUUUUGGAAGAGGGGUGUGAAACGAUUGAGGGAUAAUGAUUAGGAAAUGACGAGACAU